UCUCCGGCUCUGGCUCUCUGUCUCUCUCUCUCUCUCUCUCUCUCUCUCUCGGAGUGAGCGAGGAAGGAAGGGGAAGGAAGGAAGGAAGGAAGGCUUUGACGAUGAUGGUGGAGCUGCUGCUGCUGCUUUUGUGAAUGAGGGUUAGACAGACAGACCAAUACCAUUGUGGAGUUUUAAUGUAGGACGGAGGGAGCGCUAUUGCUGCUGCUUUCGAAGCUUGGGUGAGUGUGGUGAUAUAGGGAUGCUUUCCCUGCAAGCUGGAAUCGGUUCGGAAGGGGUAUAUGAGUUUCGGUGAGGUUGCGGUUGGUGGAUUGUGUUAGAGGUGCCGUUUGAUGUGGUUAAGGAUUGGUACUCUACAAAUGCUUUGGAUUCUCGUCGUAGAAAAUUCGAGUUCCCUCUGAUGAUUUGGGUUGAUCAGUGGGGCGCUGGAAAGUAUUUAGCAAGGCUAUGGGAAGUAAGGGGCCGUAGGGUUGUGGUAAUUUUCAAGUGAGGGAAGUAUGGUUUUUUACGGUGUUACAAUAACUCGCCUGACUUUCAUGAAUAGAUAACAUGGACAAAAUCUGGGACUAGACGUUAGCGUGACCUACAAUUCUGCUUAUCAAACUGAAUCCUGAGAUUUUAAUAGUUCCUUGCUUGGAACAACUCCCUGAAAAGGUUGCCAAAAGUUUCAACAAGAUCCAGCAAUAUUCAAUCAAAUUUACAUCAUCCAGAAGGGGAUUGCAGGACGUGCACUUCUUAAGUCUAGGUUAUUCUGGUCACAAUUCAUUUCAGUAUCUGCUCACAUAAAAGUUCGUGCACAUAGGUUCGUUGGUAUUGGACACUAUCUACAGCAAAGAUAAAGCUCAGUACCAGAAGAAACUUAAAGCCAUGGCAGCUGUUUGGAGAAACGCAGGAAGUUCAGGAGCUCUUGAAUCUGGUAGUAGGUCAGCCCAGGUAGAUAUAAUUCCUGACGACUCGUGUGAUAUAUGUAUGGGCGAAGACGGAGCAUGUGAUAUUUGGUUUAGUCCCUGUGCGCACAAAGCAUGUGCUUCAUGCGUCCAGAAAAUGCGUAUUGCAAAUGUUUAUAAGGCUGAUAAAGGUGUGAAAUGUCCAUUUUGUCGGCAAUUAAUAGAGUCAUAUUUAGAUUCACCUCCAUUACAACAUCCAGCUUAUUCUCCUUUUCCACCCGAAUCAGCAUCCUUUAAUCUUGUUACGGGAAGGAAUCCAGAGCAAGUUUCGAAAGCAGUAGCUGAAACAUCGGUUAAGAAACCUUACGGUCGAGGGGGUAUAGUAUCUAUUGGGGGUGGAAAUGACUACAUACCUCCUAAAGGUGUUACUGGAAGUGAUGGGGGAGGUCUGCGGUCAAGUACACGAAUGGAUGAUUUAUUACCUGGUUACGUAGUACCCCCAUUAAAAGAUACAGACGACAUAGUGAGCAUGGCCAUGGAUCGAACGGGUGCUAGACAUUUAGAUUUCAUGUUACGAGAUGGAUAUCCGAAGCGUCACAAAGUGGCGAAACUUUGUCGAGAAAUGCUUACUCCUUUUUCUGCGAAACUAGCCGUUCAUGCUUCUGGGAAUUAUGUAUUACAAAGAAUGCUUGAGUAUGCUGCGACUCACAGAGGAGAAGGUGGUAACACGGAGAGCUUCUUUACAAGUAUUGUUCGUUCUUUCUGUCUAGACAAAGGGUUGGUAAUGGCCGCCCAAGAUCAUCGAGGCACUUUCUCGGUUCAAAAGAUGCUGGUGUCGGUGAAAGGUACGGAGGAAGCAAAUCUAGUAGCGACAUGUAUUCAAGGGUCUGUGGUACAGCUCGCGCUAGAUCAAUAUGGAGUCUAUGUUUUAGAGCGAUUGGUAGAGGCUAUGAUAACCUCGUUGAACCCUGCACCGGGCAAGAAGGCACGAGUUCCAUCAAAGGUUGCAAUGAAGAUUUUGGCUCAGAUUUGUGAAGAAAUGCACACUGAUUCAGCGUCCUUAGCCUGCAUUGCUAAGCACCAGGUCAUCAUCGACAAUACCGUGUCUCUGUGUGGAGUGAGUGGAUUAAUGCUUGUUGAGUGCAUUCGGUGGGCGUUGCCACAACCUGAGGCCUUGACUGCAGCUGUAAGCCUAGCAAAAUUGUCUAGUGAUCUUGUUGGGUUCAAGCUAUCUCAUCGAACACUGCAGGGUGUGCUUAGUCUGGAGGUGAAGGAAGUUGCGGAGCAUGUUAUCCAAGGCUUACAAGGGCACUAUGUAGAAUUGGCAUCUGAUACAAUCGGAUUUGGAUUUAAGCUAGUUCGGGCAUGCCUGGCAACUCCAUGUGUUGGAGAAGACAUGCGACUACUUGUUGUAAAUGAACUUCUGGAUGGCGUUAUUUACCCAUCUGCACAUCAUUCUUUGAUCGAUAAUACAGCUGGUUGUGAAAUGUUAGCUUUCGGACUCUGUCUUCUCUCGCGCAGAAUUUUAGAUGAACGUUUGGACAAAAUGAUUAUGUUUCUUGAACAAGAUAAGUGCCUUGUAUUUCGAGACCGCGUAGAGACUAUGCGUAAACACUUUUUUAAUGAAACCCCACCACCCAAUAUUCAGCUUGUUCCUGCUUCUGCUUCCCCAGCAUCAUUUGUUCCCUCAGUCACAAGAGUAUGUUCACUGGAUCUUAGUUCAAGCAACUCUGGAAACGACGUCGGUUGUAAUUCUCUCUCUGGAUAUUCUCGGGUUUUUCAAGGACAACCAAUGUCUGACCCAUGGUCCGAGGAAGCUCCGCCAGGUGGUGUGUUUUCGUUGGAGCACGUCGAAAAGCCUUUGACCAGAGUAGGUUCGAUGCCUCAUGUUCGACCAGCUACUUCUAGUUCUCGUCUUGCGUCUCCGGAACACAAUUACACAGGAGAAUCAAGUGGCGUAGAGAAUAGCACUAGCAACACAAUGGGAUCCCCCAGCGGUGGUACUUUAGGUGGACGAGGCAGUUCGAAUCAAUCUGGGAGUUCCACGCACACACCUCCGCAAUUGAGGGAUAGGAAUGUUAUCACAGUCCCUGGUCACAAUGGCGUCGGUAGCUCUCACUCGCAGCUGUCAUCUCUGGAAGGAAGGUCGGGAUCUUUUGCUCCUUCCCAUUUGCUGCGGUCUAACUCAAUUAAUGCGACUUCGCCACCCGGCUUGUCAGGAUUGAGCAAUGAGAUAUUGCUCCCUACUAGCAGUGAGUUUGGGAAUGGAAGUCUAACAAGUAGCUCCUCUCGUAAUGCACACAGUUUACUGCCUUACGGAAGUUCGGAUUUCCUGGACUAUAACUCAGAUCCCGUGGAGUCUCCAACAUACGCUGGUCCGAAGAAAACAAGUGAGCAGGACGUGCUGAGUGAAGCAGCUAAGUCUUCCGGGAGCCAGCGACAGCCUGGCAUCUGUGCUGUGUGCUAUCGGGAUGCAGCAAAUACGGUUUUGUUGAACUGCUCACACAUGUGCUGCUGCACCGUGUGCUCACGAGCUGUAAAGCUCUGUCCUAUCUGCAACAACAAGGUGACCAACGUAAUAGACAUUCGACCAGUGGGGAUGCCACCUAGUCCGUCAUCUUCUCUGCCUGCACAAAUUGUGGGGUCGAAUGCAUGGGACAUGUCUAGGAUGGCAAACUCCGUUUCAUCGAUUGUUAACAAUUUGGUAGAUGUGAGCAACGGGGCAAUUCAGUUUAGAGAAGGCCCUUCGCGACCCUCGUCUGCAAGCUCUCAAUAUCAAGGUAGCGAACCAGGACGAUUCGAGGGCAGCACCGUGAAUGCAGUAAAUCAGCAUUAUCCAUUCCGACAUUUUUCACCAGAUCAGCCUCCACCUGGAAUUCCAGUACCAAAGCAGAGUCCCGUGCAGUCAGGGAGUACCGUUCUUCGCAGCACAAGUCCUCAAACGAUCACUCCAAUGAACGCUAGUCCCAUUACUUCCAUUUCUAUGGGUGGUGCUAGACCUCUUUUCCUUCCUUCUGAUUUCUAUCCACAAGCUAUUAUAGGGAAUGGUGCGGCGGGAUCUACUUUCUCAUCCUACUCAAUUGCUGCCCCUAGUUUUAAUCAGCAUAUGGUUCCUUCGAGUUCUGUCAACAGUGCAGCGACUAAUCUGAAUGGAUCUGCUUUGAACCUGCCGGCAGCAGCAGCAGCUGUGACUUCGCCGAUCCCUGGGCGUCGCGCUCCUGCUCCUUACCGACCACCUGGAUUGUAUCGGCCGCCGGACCUGUUUACGCAGCCAGCAGUUUCGGCAGAAACACAAUCCAAUAACAGCUCAGUGAUGUCGGACUUUGCAAACAUGGUUCCUUCCCAGUGGAGGACAUAUCAGUAGUGGUGCAGUGGAAUGGUUUGGAAAUCAUUCCUUCGAGUAGUGAGAGGAAGUAUAUUGUCCUCUGCGUGAGGAUUAGGUGGUAUGCUAGUUAAUUCAUAGUUAGAUAAUGGUCACGCACAUGCUUUUACUUUUAAGAGGUUCGUGAACAUCUCCAAUCACUUGAUUGAGGUAGUAGAUUAUUGAGAGGAGCAUCGGUCAGUGAAAACUAGACACAAUUGUGUAUCGAGUUCUUUAUUUGGCGUUCUGUAAGGGACCCAUAUAUAAGUGUUGUUUCUAUUUUCCAAUGUUUUA
This is a messenger RNA of Physcomitrium patens, 4542 nucleotides long. The record is from RefSeq and is a predicted model, not a curated record. NCBI's taxonomy places the organism in Eukaryota, Viridiplantae, Streptophyta, Bryopsida, Funariales, Funariaceae.